AGUUGUGUAAUCCUUGUGCUUUAUCGUACGGACGAGUGAACAGUUCGAGGUGGAAUUGAUUCCCCGAUGCAGGGAAAUAGACGCCGUGUGUAAUUGUUGUGUCAUAAACCAUACGAGCCCUCGCUUCGUAUUUGUUUGUUCAACUUCGUUGUUAUCUCUCGCUGCGAUCUCGUUCUGUACCACAGUACAACUUUCAUCAUAAACCAGAUCUUCAGGACGCACACUAAGAUCUCCCCAUGGCAACCAUCAACGUUCAGACCCUCAGGGCAAUGGUUAGACGAUUUCGAGUUUUGAUCAUAGGAAGAGCAAACGCAGGCAAAACGUCCAUUCUUCACAAGGUCUGCAAUACCACGGAUGAACCAGAAAUUCACGAUACCAAAGGACACAAGAUCGAUGCAGCCGUCGUGAAAUCAUCGAUCAAGCGUGGAAAUCACGACAUCAGAAACGAGAUGGUGUUCAAAAGUAAUCCCGCUUUCGUCUUCCACGACUCAUGCGGGUUCGAAGCGGGUUCUGAAGAAGAAUUCGAGAACAUGAAGAAUUUCAUCUCAGAACGGGCAAAUGCGACGAUGUUGGAGGAGCGACUCCAUGCUAUUUGGUAUUGUAUUCCAAUGGACGAACAUUGUCGAACCUUCCAACGGUCGGAGGAAAAAUUCUUCUCCGAGUGCGACACGGGGCACAGCGAGUUUCCAGGUCUAUUUUCCUAUGCUUGUCUCGGACUAAAUGAUCCGUCUUCAGUUCCCGUACUUGUGAUAUUCACCAAAUUCGAAGCUUUACGUCCAAUCGCAUUCGGAGAACUCAAGAAGGAACUGAAAGGGGCAUCAGUAGGAGAAUGCUUAAAAGGGAUUCCUCAACGGGUCGAAGAAUUGUUCAUGAACACAGGUGUCUUGGAUCGAUUGUACGAUCCUAAAAACUGUGUUCAUCCUAAGUCCCAUGUACGCUUGGAGAAUAUGGACAAACCGAAUACGAACUGCAACAUUCUACUAGAAGACACCACUCUAGCAUUGGACAACGAAGAAUUGCAACUGUGCUUGAUAUCGACACAGCAUUCGAACCUAGAGCUUUGCAUCAAGUGUGCCGUCAAGUGA
Molecule: messenger RNA, 1085 nt
Organism: Suillus bovinus
Lineage: Eukaryota; Fungi; Basidiomycota; Agaricomycetes; Boletales; Suillaceae
Product: GTP-binding protein
Exons: 5
Coding region: 237-1085 (282 amino acids)
Molecular function (GO): GTP binding
Source: RefSeq, a predicted model, not a curated record